AUGUGGUCAGUAGCAUCAAAAGUAGCAGGUAGUGGCGCAGGUACAAAGGUAGCUGGAGGAUUCUUACCAGAGUCAUCUAAAAUAAAGACAGCUGCUAGAUUUGGAGGAAUGAUAACUGGUGGUUUGGCUGUUGGUUUAGGUAUUAUGAUUAUUUUCUUCUCACAUUGGAUUAUUGGUCCUAUUUCAAUUGCAUUUGGAGGAUUUAUGUUAUUAUUAGAGUUUUCAUUGCCAUUUGUAUUAAAUGUAGAGUUUAUUGCUAUGGUUUUCGAUUAUAAAAUUAGAGGUCCCAUAUAUAUUGUAUUUUGUGUUCCAAUGUUCUUUACUAUUUUCACAAUUGCCCCUGCUUUGGGAUGUAUAUUUACAGGAGGAUGUUAUUGUGCACUUGGAUAUUUGAAGGGUGAAAAGGCAGAGAUGCCAUUAAACAAACAACAAACAACAGAGGUCAAGGGUGCCAAAAAGAGUUCACUCUCCUCUCAAGCUGAAGGUCCAGGAUUUUCAAUUAAAAGUUUUUGGUCAGCUCAAAUUAAUUAA
Messenger RNA from Cavenderia fasciculata, 531 nucleotides. RefSeq lists its product as uncharacterized. The coding region runs from base 1 to 531 and encodes 176 amino acids. The record is from RefSeq and is a predicted model, not a curated record. The transcript is spliced from 5 exons. Lineage: Eukaryota; Evosea; Eumycetozoa; Acytosteliales; Cavenderiaceae.